This is a messenger RNA of Pelmatolapia mariae (spotted tilapia), 3258 nucleotides long. RefSeq names its product alpha-1,6-mannosylglycoprotein 6-beta-N-acetylglucosaminyltransferase B (gene mgat5b). Gene Ontology annotation, biological process: protein N-linked glycosylation. The coding region runs from base 374 to 2758 and encodes 794 amino acids. The record is from RefSeq and is a predicted model, not a curated record. NCBI's taxonomy places the organism in Eukaryota, Metazoa, Chordata, Actinopteri, Cichliformes, Cichlidae. Gene Ontology annotation, cellular component: Golgi apparatus. Gene Ontology annotation, molecular function: alpha-1,6-mannosylglycoprotein 6-beta-N-acetylglucosaminyltransferase activity. The transcript has 18 exons.
GCUCCAUCCACUCAGAGUAAUUCAAUGAACUCAGCAGUCCUGGGUUAUUGCGCUUAAUGCCGCGUGGAUUUUCCAGGACAAUUAACCAGCACCGGAGCUACGAUCAUAACUUAUUAAAAGAGACAAUCACGGCUUACAUCGGUCCCGGUUCGCUCCUCAGAAGGACCAUCCACCCCGCUGUCUGCACGACUCACCGUCAGGAUUUCCGCUGAACUUGUUCCCAGCGAACCGGGAAGGCUGGGAAGUUGCGUUGUCUUGGACGCACUUCCCGUCGUUGUCCAGGACCCCGGCUGAAAGUUAUGCCUUUGACGCCGCUCGGCACGCACACUCGCACGAUGUUAAACAGAGCCGACGCUUUCUGUGAGUGUGGAAAAUGAUCGCAGCCAGCAGCGAGCUUUCCAUUAUGCUGAGGAGAUGUCUUCUCACUUUCAAACCGUUCAGGAUCUUUGUGGUGGGGAUCGGCUUCUUCAGCCUGUGCUUUCUAAUGACUUCUCUUGGGGGCCAGUUCUCGGCCAAGCGACCCGGAGAUUCCCCCUUCACCAUGCGAGCUGAAGUACUUGGUGGCCAAGAGUCUCGUGGGGUGCUGAGAAAAAUCUGUGACAUGCUGGAAGUAAUAAUGAAGAGGAUGGAUGUUCUGUCAAAACUGGGCAACACAACUGACACCCACAGGCUGGAUGAGCUGAGCUCAGCACUGGACAGGAUCCAGCCCAUUGGUCUAGUGGAGCGAAUUCAGGCCAUAGCCCAGAACAUGUCUGACAUGGCAGUUAGAGUGGAGCAGAUCCUGCAGCGCAGCAUGGCCAAUAACAGAGUUAGGGACGGAGCAUUCGGACAGUGUGAGAUUCCUAAAGAUCCCCGUUAUCCAGACUGCCCCAGUAAGAUGGAUUGGAUGCGUGCUCGUUGGACCUCGGACCCUUGCUACUCCUUUUACGGUGUUGACGGCUCUGACUGCUCCUUCCUUAUCUACCUGAGUGAGGUGGAGUGGUUCUGCCCCCCACUGGCCUGGAGGAAUCAGACCACUACACCUACCUUAAAGCCUCCCCCCAAGAGACAGGCUGUUUUUCAGUCUGACAUCGGGGCUCUGCUGGAGCAGGUGGGCACCGGGAAGGAAUCUUUGAGCUUCAUGAAGAGACGCAUACGCAGGCUGGCAGCGCAGUGGGCCUCUGCUGCUCGGCGGCUGGAUGACAAGCUUCGCAACCACUGGAGAGAGCAAAAAAGGAUUCUCGUCCACGUGGGUUUUCUGACAGAGGAGUCUGGGGAUGUCUUCAGUCCCAAGGUGCUGAAGGGAGGUCCUUUGGGCGAGAUGGUGCAAUGGGCCGACAUUCUCACAGCCCUUCACGUGCUGGGACACAACCUCAAGAUCUCAUUUUCUCUCAAGGAGCUGCAUGGGUUUUUGGGUGUACCUCCAGGAAGAGGAAGCUGCCCACUGACGGGACCUCUGCCCUUUGACCUCAUCUACACAGACUACCAUGGUUUGCAGCAAAUGAAGCAGCUCAUGGGUCUUUCACUGAGGAAGCACAAAUGCCACAUAAGAGUGAUUGAUACCUUCGGUACAGAGCCUGCCUACAACCACGAGGAGUAUGCAACUCUGCAUGGCUACAGGACGAACUGGGGUUACUGGAACCUUCAUGGCCAGCAGUACAUGACCAUGUUCCCCCACACUCCAGACAACUCUUUUAUGGGUUUUGUGGCAGAGGAGCUGAAUGAGACAGAGAGACUGAAUAUUCAGAAGAACAAAGUUAAAAACAUGGCUGUUGUAUAUGGCAAAGAAGCCAACAUGUGGAAGGUGCAACGUGGUAAGGAAAAAUUUCUGGCAAUCUUGCACCGCCACAUGGAGAUCCACGGGACGGUGUACUAUGAGGCGCAGCGUCCCCCAGAGGUGCCUGCCUUCGUCAAGAAUCACGGCCUGCUGCCUCAGCAGGAAGUUCAGCAGCUCCUCAGAAAGGCCAAGUUAUUCAUCGGAUUUGGCUUCCCGUAUGAAGGUCCUGCCCCUUUGGAGGCAAUAGCCAACGGCUGCAUCUUCCUGCAGCCGAAGUUUAACCCUCCUCACAGCUCUCUCAAUCACGAGUUCUUCAGAGGGAAGCCCACAUCGAGGGAGGUAUCCUCUCAGCAUCCCUACGCGGAGCAGUACAUUGGCAGACCGCAUGUCAUCACUAUUGACUUCAAUAACUCCGAGGAGUUUGACGCAACCAUCCGUGAAAUCAUGAGGAUCAAUGUGGAGCCGUUCCUGCCGUACGAGUACACCUGUGAGGGAAUGCUCGAAAGACUCCACGCUUACAUUCAGAACCAGGACUUUUGUUCCCCUGAAGCUCCGUUUCCUCCCGUAAACUCAUCUCAGACUUGGUUGGGCAGUGCUCCCAGUCCUUUCAACCUCCUACCCAACUCCAGAAUUCUAACCUGGGCCUCCAACGCCAGCUCCUUCUCAUCCUGGCCUCCUCUCAAUGCACUCCGUGUCGUGGCUUCACUCGAGAGCGAGUCGUGUGUGAAGGCGUGCCAGACUGCAGGACUAAUCUGCGAACCCGCCUUGUAUCGUUUCAUUAACAUUAGGGAGACUUUCAGCGCGCUGGACUUUCAAUGUGAAGGAGUGGAGUCUGAGAAGAACCACCUCUUUCCUGCUUUCUCAGCAGAGCAUGCUGAAUGCAGCCUACAGCAGGACCCCUUGCUGUUCAGCUGUGCCGGCUCCAGUGCCAAAUACCGACGCCUUUGCCCCUGUAGGGACUUUCGCAAUGGCCAGGUGGCAUUGUGCAAGGACUGCCUAUGACCAGAGGAGGACCUGGAUGAUGGAGGCUCUUUUGUAAUCCUUGGGUAGGUCCUUGGGUAGGAAACUCACUGGCAAGAGACAGUGUGAUAAAAGCAGCAAAGCAUACACACUGACUGUGCUCCCUUACCUCUGACCCAGAACUGGCUACCAAAGUAGGUAAGGUGUAAACGUCUCAGGGAACUGCAUGAUUGUAUUUUGAGUCUGGAGGGUUUGAAGCUUCACUGUACAGAUGUUCUGCAUUCGGACAGUCUUUACAGAAAUCACGAUGAAAUGUAAAACUUAAUGGAUGAGUUAUAUGAGUAAUCAAGAACGAUUUGAAUAAAAAAAUGCUUGAUUUUCACAAGUGUGGUUAUUUGUUGUUGUGUGAAUAUUUACAGUGUCAUAGUGGAGUUGGAUAUUUGUACUAGAUGCACCCAAAGCCAUUUACACUAUAUUGAGAUGUACUAUUUUAAAUGUCUGUGAUGAAAUUUGUACAUAAGUGUUGUUUAAUAAAAUACAUA